UGUUUCUAGAAAAUAAUAAGGAUGCGAUUUGCUUAAUGAUGUUUAAAUCAGUACCAUUACUUUCAUGCGCAAAUUCUCGACUUCGACAUGAAUGCAUUUUGGCUCUCUCUAGGAAUUGUUUUCUUCUGUGCAAGAAUCUCACAUCAAGAGAUAUGCACCGAACCGAAUACCAAAUUCUAUCCGCUGUUGGGUGUUAUAGAAUUUUGCAAACCUAAUGGCGAAAUUGGGGGAAUUAUUCUUUUUAGAGCUGCACCUCGUUGCGAAUGCAAAGAAGGAUUCGUUCGUUCUUCUGCAAAUGGUGGUAGAUGUAUUCGUAGAAAAGCCUGUAGGUUCCUCAUUAUUGAGAUAAAAGGUCAUGUGAUGCUUAGGAAGUCUAGAUCCGUUUCGGAAUAUCAUUACAUAUGA
Messenger RNA from Centruroides sculpturatus (bark scorpion), 405 nucleotides. RefSeq lists its product as uncharacterized. The transcript is spliced from 3 exons. NCBI's taxonomy places the organism in Eukaryota, Metazoa, Arthropoda, Arachnida, Scorpiones, Buthidae. The coding region runs from base 88 to 405 and encodes 105 amino acids. The record is from RefSeq and is a predicted model, not a curated record.